Molecule: messenger RNA, 2418 nt
Organism: Dicrocoelium dendriticum
Lineage: Eukaryota; Metazoa; Platyhelminthes; Trematoda; Plagiorchiida; Dicrocoeliidae
Source: the annotation of a GenBank genome assembly
AUGACACGAUUUUGCCUACGGGAACGGGGUUUGGAGUCACGACUGAGAACCUUCAACAGCCAGCUGCUCGACUGCCUGGCCACUCCGUUAGCCGAUCGACUAGAGGAGUGGCGGCGAACUGUCACCCAACUAGAUCGCGAGAAUAACAAAGAGUGGCGCCGUGCUCGCAAUGAAUUGCAGCGAGUCACCGGAGAUUUCGACAAACUGAACAAACGUUUUCGAAGAAAGGUCAAUGUGGCUUGCCACAACAACUCGGCACUAGGCGUGGGACCCGAUUCUACCAUGGGCGACAAUGUGCAGCUCAACUUCUUACAACACGAUCUGGAGUUGAAGCAACGUACCCUCGCCGAACUCGAACGUUCUAGCCUCAGACGAGCAGUUGUCGAAGAGCGUCGCCGAUUCGCCGAACUGAUGACCUGUCUGAAGCCUGUGCUUGACUCGCAUACUGCCCUCUUCAGCGAUGUCACUGCUAUCGACGAGUGCGUUGCGACUAUCGGGGAACACGUUUUCGAUCCAAACAACCUGCCCAAUGAGACAGAGCAAGCGAUUGACGAAGCUGUUGAACAGGUAUCUUCUAGGAUGCGAUCAUCCGAAUGGAAGUUAUCCGAGGCUCGAUCUAUGUUGCGGCUUCGAAAAGGCUCUUCCCGUUUCGAGUCCAGUCACCCCAACCUAUCGGGACAUACUUCCCAACUUAGUCUGCAUUCCGUCAAUUCCAGCUCUACGACUACCUCUUGGAAUGCCAUAGCAGCGGCUGCAGCCUCCAACGCACUGGCAUCCACUUGUUCCCGGUCUCCGUCGGGUAGUUCUUGCCCAGCUGGCCGAGAUAUCAAACCCCACUCUCACGGACUGUUUGACACGGUCAACCCUUCCAGUCCGGGCAACACGAACGCAGGCGGCGAUUCAGUCAGCCUGUUUGAAAACAGAGUUGCCAACUCUGAUGUUCAUUCCGUAGAGUGUUGGCCAACUGCAUACCUGCCUUCUAGCUACCCCGACCCAAUUGCAUCUGCCCAGAACGGAGCGUGCUCGGACUCCCAGGCACCUCGCUCUUCCUUAUGUAGUACCUUUUCGCGGUUGAAUGAUGUCGACCCCCCCUCCACACCAGCAACAAGGGACGAGGACGUCGAAGCGGAGGAUAGUGAGUGGGCCACUACUGAAGAAACCGAAGAUGGGGAGACUGAGGAUGAGGAACGUCUGAUUGCGACAAACGCGCCGACAACAUCAGCUGAGAAACCCUCGUCUAUUCUAUAUCCGGACCAAGCAAUUCCGGCUCCGGUGUACACCAACUUGAACGAGCUUCAGAUGGCUGCUGCUCGCAAAUUCAGCACCACCAUUCCAUCGGAGUCCCAGCAGCCUAUGUCGAUUCCACCGCCACCUGAUUCGGACACGCAAGCGCACCGUGAGCUUGCGUUCGACGCUUUGCCAUCACAUCAAGACACAACAGAAUCAUCGAUGAUGGAAUCCCUCUCUCUCGGACAUGUUGUCUCUGUGAGUGGUCAGACGUGCACCUCAGUCUCCGUAGAUACCACAAACGAAUUUGUCACCACCUGCGUCAAUUCGUGCACAUCUACCUUCCGUCGCCGACAGUCCGAAUAUGGUCGAAAGCUCCACAGUGGUUCCGUGGACAGUCCCCCAACCGAUGUGGGAGGUAGACAAUUUUUGGACGGCACCUCUGUCACCCCGUGCCUUACUCGUCGCGGAAACCAGACCUAUGCUGAGUACCCCGAACGUGGCACUCGACCGAAACCUGCAAACCCUCCUCGGCGUUCUAGUAGUGUUAGCAGAGAAUUAACCCAUCUGAGGACUUCCAUGGCCAGUCAGAAUGCUGCGUUCCCUUUUCACCUGCCUAACCACCCACAUCAAAAUGGAAUUGAGGCCGGAAUUCAACGGGUUUCCAGCUCAAUAUUUGCUCACACGGACGGCGCCACUAACGCCCCCUUGCGAUCCAAUGGGUCAGACUGUUGGUUGCCUUCUGGAAAUCAUCAUGCGCGUUCUUCCAGAAUGCCUCCGACUUCUCAGUACUCACCCGUAUCCGUCCCGUCCUCACACUCGAAUGGGCCUCCUCGAGCUGAGCGGCUGAUCCAUAUGUCUCCAGCACUUGUCCCACCACCCUUGGCCACCAUCCCUGCGCCUUCUUACUCGAAGACAAACCAGCUGAUGUUUGGUAUAAAAGUGCUUCCAAACCAACCUCCCCCCUACGCCCAGUACUCACGAUUGCCCCAACGAUUUCUGCAUCGUCAAGGCAGCUGUGAGCCUAGUUCAGUUCAUCCCACUGUUUCGAAUUCCAGUUUAGGCUUUGUGUCCCCACCUCUUACUCGUGCAAAUUCCUCCCAGCGGAAUCAAACUCGCUCUCAGCUGUCAGCCACCAAACCACUGUGUGCCUUGCAGAAGGAUGACGCGAUCACAAGUUUCAUCGAAUAA